AUGGCCGACGCCGAAAACGCGACGAGGGCGCCCGAGAGCGAUGCCCAAGAGACCAGCACCCCUGCCGAAGCUCCAGCUCCAGCCCCAGCUGCACCCGUCGGCGAGCAUUGCGUCACCGAUCGACCUACGCCACCUGGCCAGUCCUCCACCGGUGAAAUCAUCAAGCUCAACGACAUCGAUGUCUACAUCUCCAAGCCCGCCGACUACCCACACGCGCCGGCGCGGCUGCUCCUGUUCCUCAGCGGCGGCACGGGCAUCAAGUCGGUCAACAACCAGAUCCAGGCCGACCGCUUCGCCUCGGAGGGCUUCCUCGUGCUCAUGCCCGACAUCUUUGGCGGCGACGCGGCGCCCGGCGCCGUCACCAUCGCCGACGACACGAGCUCCUGGCUCGAGCACAUCAAGCUCAAGGCCGCCGAGGUGACCAAGUCGUUUGUCAUUGACAUGUGGCUCGCCCGCGUCACGCCCGACCGCGUCCUGCCCAUCCUGCACACGGUCCUCGACGCCGCCCGCGACCAGUACCCCGACGCGGUCCAGCACGGCGACGGCAUCUACGCCGUCGGCUACUGCGUCGGCGCCCGCUUCGUGCUCUUGCUCGGCAAGCAGACCACCGAGCCGGCGGCGGACGAGGAGAGCGGACCGACGACCCACGGCCCGUACAUCAAGGCCGGCGCGCUGGCGCACGCCGCGUCGGUCGCGCCAGAGGACUUUGACAACGUGUGCGUGCCGCUGAGCCUGGUCUGUGUCGAGGACGAUCCGCUCUUCACCGACGAGGUCCGCACGCUGGGCGAGGACACCAUGUCCAAGGCGAACCUAGAGCACCAAGUCCAGGUGUAUCCCGGUGUGCCCCACGGCUUUGCGGUCGUCGGCGAGUACGAAGAGGCCGGAAUACAGGAUGCUCAGGUUACCGCCUAUGAGCAAAUGCUGAAAUGGGUCAAGGAGCACUAA
Messenger RNA from Cordyceps militaris CM01, 945 nucleotides. RefSeq names its product Dienelactone hydrolase. The transcript has 4 exons. Gene Ontology annotation, molecular function: hydrolase activity. Bases 1 to 945 code for a protein of 314 amino acids. Lineage: Eukaryota; Fungi; Ascomycota; Sordariomycetes; Hypocreales; Cordycipitaceae. The record is from RefSeq and is a predicted model, not a curated record.